GUGCAUGUGAAGGACUUAUGGAAAAGAUGUCAAGACGCAUGACUAAAAAUCAAGGUUUAUUCCACCAAAUAUUGAUACUUUUCACUCUUCCUACUCUAAAAACAUCGUUGGUGUGAACAUGCUGCUGUCUUGUGUAGACCACUUGCCAUUUUCUGCUACUAAUAACCUGAUAUUUCAUAUUAAAAUAACAAAAAGUAAACAUUUUGCAUGGGACUAGAGUGAGCAGGCAGCUCCUCCCAUCCAGCUAUAAGAGCCCAGCUGACCUGCGGGUCCGUCCACCCUGAAGUAGGCCAGCUCAAGCUGCCUCAUGAAGGCUUGGGCUGCUUCCUCAGAAGCUUUGGUUCGAGGAUCUCUGUCCCACAUGGAAAUGUAGACGCAGCUCGCCGGCCUGGUUUGUCUUCCGGAGCGACUCUGAAGCGGAUUAAGGAGGCACUGGUAACUUUUAAUCAUGACUUUCGCCAUGCUGCGGCCCGUGGCGACGCACUUGAUCUACUCGGACUUCACGGUUACCAACUCCGAGGACGACGAGAACCGCAGCGAGAGCGACGGCAGCUCGGAGCAGAGCUACUGCGGCUCCACGGAGAAACGGAGGCGCAUCUCCCGCAAGCUGGAGGGCGACUCCGCGGUGGUGAUGAAGCAGCGGAGCGCGGCCAACGCCAGGGAGAGGGGCCGGACCCAGAGCGUCAACACGGCGUUCACGGCCCUCCGGACUCUCAUUCCCACCGAGCCGGUGGACAGGAAGCUCUCCAAGAUUGAAACUCUCCGACUGGCGUCCAGCUACAUCUCCCACCUGGCCAACGUGCUUCUGAUCGGGGACGCCGGCGCGGAGGGACAGCCGUGCCUCGGAGCGGUCCAUGCGCAGGGCGAGGGCGCGGGGAAGCAGCCGCGCACCAUCUGCACCUUCUGCUUGAGCAACCAGAGGAAAGGGAUUAAAGAUGGGAAAGAGUGUUUGAAAAUGCGAGGACUCGGUCCGCUGCGAGUGAGGCGCUGACCGGACGCCGUCGGUGGAUCGUUUGCAACCUGAAAACCCUCAAGACUUUCUCAGGGAAAGAGCUGAAACUGGUGCAACAAAGAGAGCUCGCUCUCAUGUACCUGUACACACAUGCUGGAUCAAAAGGUGGCACCAAAGAAGAGACUAUUUAUACUUGACUGAGACAACCGAGACUGUAAGACUUUCAAACAUGCAGUGCAUUUGUUUGAAACUUGUCUUGUCUUUUUUUUUUUUAUUAUUAUUAUUUGGAAGAUGUUUUAAAUAAAAUAUAUUUUAUCAAAAUGAAA
This is a messenger RNA of Gambusia affinis (western mosquitofish), 1278 nucleotides long. RefSeq names its product transcription factor 15 (gene tcf15). NCBI's taxonomy places the organism in Eukaryota, Metazoa, Chordata, Actinopteri, Cyprinodontiformes, Poeciliidae. The record is from RefSeq and is a predicted model, not a curated record. Gene Ontology annotation, molecular function: RNA polymerase II transcription regulatory region sequence-specific DNA binding; protein dimerization activity; DNA-binding transcription factor activity, RNA polymerase II-specific. The transcript is spliced from 2 exons. Gene Ontology annotation, biological process: regulation of transcription by RNA polymerase II; developmental process. The coding region runs from base 449 to 991 and encodes 180 amino acids.